Messenger RNA from Panthera uncia (snow leopard), 3471 nucleotides. RefSeq names its product PABIR family member 2 (gene PABIR2). The coding region runs from base 1040 to 1867 and encodes 275 amino acids. NCBI's taxonomy places the organism in Eukaryota, Metazoa, Chordata, Mammalia, Carnivora, Felidae. Gene Ontology annotation, molecular function: protein serine/threonine phosphatase inhibitor activity. The record is from RefSeq and is a predicted model, not a curated record. The transcript is spliced from 10 exons.
UGCCGCCGGGCGCGUGCGCAGGACCCGAUAGGUGCCCGGACGCGGAAGACUUGGCCCGGUGGAGGUUCCCGCUUCUGAAGCGUGGGAGGCGGAAGAGGCGGCAGGUUGUAGAUUUUGGUCUUGGCCCCAAGGGGUUCCCCCCGGGCCCAUCAGAACCCAAGAGAGGAAGAGGAGGCACCGCGGCGGCGGCUGAGGGGCCGAACCCCCCACCUGUCCUCCAGGAGGGGAGGGGGGGUAGGGAGGGGAUAAGCACCCCUCGCAGGGCUGAGGAGCCCCUAGGACCGGGUCCCAGAGCAUGGGGGGCUGGACCGGGUCCCCGAGCAUGGGGAGCUGGAGCCGUCGAGGCCGCCCGGCCAGGCCCUGCCCGACUGUCAGCUUUACGGUGGUGUUAGCACUGCCCGGGCAGCUGCGGUGUCUGUAGCCCGGCCCCACUUGAGGUCGUCGGCCGAAAGAUAGCAACAUGAGUUUCGCCGCUGCCUAGUUUCCUCCCCCUCCUCUUCUCCCUCUGUCCGCCUCCUUCUCCUCUUCCCCAUACUUCGUCUUUUCCUUUCCCUCUCUCGUGCUCCUCUUUUUCCUCCACCCUGCCCUCCUUCCCUUCCGUCCUCGUCCUUUCCCCAUCUUCCUUUCCCGAUUCUGUCCUCCUUGUACUCUGUUUUCCUGUUUUUCCAUCUAUCCCCUUUCCCUUCCUCUUGCUCUUUUCCCUCCAUCCCUCUCUUUUCUCCAUCGUCUUCCCCUUAUUCUGUCACCCUCCACCACCACCUCCUCUCGCUACCGUCUCCCCUUCCUCCUCCCCUCACUCACUAUCAGCCUCCCUUCCUCAUCCUCAUCCUCCUUCCCUCCUCCUCCUCCUCCUCCUCCUCCUCCUCCUCCUCUCCUGCUUUUCUCCGCCCCAGCCCCCGCCCCCAAGCCUCCGCCCCUUAGCCCCCGCCCCCAGCUUCCAGUCCCCAGCAGCUCAGUCCUGCAGUGAGAGUCUUGGGAGUCCAUAGCUAAGCACCAGGAGCUGAGCACUGCCCGCUGUGCCUGCCUGCAAGUCUCCGACAUGGCUCAGGAGAAAAUGGAGCUGGACUUUGAGCCUGACACAUCUGAUGGGGGCGCCCUGAGGAGAUCCAGCAGCGCUCCCCUGAUCCACGGGCUCAGUGAUCUUUCUCAGGUUUUUCAACCUUACACAUUUAGAACUCGGAGGAAUAGUACAACGAUUAUGAGCCGUCAUACCCUGUUGCUGUCGUCGUCACCAAAUCGCGUUCCUAGUAGCAGACUGCAUCAGAUCAAAAGGGAGGAAGGCAUGGAUAUGAUGAACAGAGAAACUGCACACGAACGGGAAGUGCAGACAGCAAUGCAGAUCAGCCAGUCAUGGGACGAGAGCUUGAGCCUGAGUGAUAGCGAUUUUGAGAAGCCGGAGAAACUAUAUUCUCCUAAAAGGAUUGACUUCACUCCAGUUUCUCCGGCACCAUCACCCACCAGAGGGUUUGGAAAGCAAUGUUUUUCACCAUCCUUACAAAUGUUUGUGAGCAGCAGUGGGCUGCCGCCAAGUCCCGUGCAUAGUCCAAGACGCUUUUCCAGCAGGAGGAGUCAGAGUCCAGUCAAGUGCAUUAGGCCCAGUGUUCUUGGUCCUCUUAAAAGAAAAGGUGAAAUGGAAACGGAAAGCCAGCCCAAGAGGCUCUUCCAAGGCACUACCAAUAUGCUGUCUCCGGAGGCUGCACAACUGUCUGAUCUCAGUUCAUGUUCAGAUAUUUUGGAUGGCAGUAGUAGCAGCAGUGGCUUAUCCUCAGACUCACUGGCUAAAGGCAGCACAACCGCAGAGUCUCCAGUAGCAUGCACCAAUUCAUGCUCUUCGUUCAUCUUGAUGGAUGAUCUCUCACCCAAGUGACUUACCCAUUUCUGAUUCAGUGUUUUAACUGCUGUUUCCUACACAAAACAUUUCAGUGAGGAACGCAGACAGCUUUGAUCCAUAACGAGGAUUAAAGUGUGACAGACUUCAACCAUUUCGAUGCCGUUCUUUUUUGGCAUCUCUCUCCUCUAAAGUUCAAUUUUACGAGUGUAGUGACCUGACUCAUGUCUCUUCUUGCUGAUUUCGUUUUGGAUCUAGUGACUAAAUCUCAAAUAACUCAUUUUUGAUUGCUUAGAGUAUAUAUUUUUUCCCUCCGUGCCUCAGAGAGCACCUAUUUUCGAGUCUAUGCGUUUAAUAAAGGAAAGCACUGAUGUGUAUUUUCAACAGUGGUUCUUUUUCCCAGCAGUGACAUGACAGCUAAAGUUGAUCAGAAAUUCUCUUGCUUGAGAGAUUGUUUUUGUUGUCUGUUGACUACAUAGUUUCAAAUCUCUUUAUUCCACGAUAAUAGAUGGAUUGCUUUCGAUUAUAUUAAAUUUUUAUUUUUCCGCAUCAGCUUAAAGUACAUUAUUUUGUUUCCCUUUCCUGUUUGAGCUGCUUACUUGCCAUUUCUCACCGAGGGGAGGGAACACGUAGUUGCUUUCAUUACUAUCCAUGUCGCUUUGCUGGUGGAGUGUAUGACGUGAGGAUUGAUUUUAGUGCUGAGAAUGUAAAUGGACUGACGGGAUGCCUGGAUUAGUCACCAGAGGUUCUUAUGCCUUAGCUACCGCGGUUGAUGUUUUUCUCCCCAAACCUGUUGCCCGAAGGAAUAUAUAAAAUAUUGUUAAUGUUUCUAGGUGGUGUUAUCAAGGAGAAGAAAUCCCUGCCUUGACCAGAUGUGUGGAGCAUCUACAAAUGAAUGAAUAAUGUUAUUUACACACAAAGCACUGUGUAGAAAAGCGUACGCGGAGCUUGACAGCUUGUUUCGGGUGGUAUUACGAGGCCUGAGGUGCCUUGGGGUGCAGUGUUGUGCUGUAAAGGUGUAUGUCAUAAGGUAGGCUAGAAAAGGGGGCUUUAUGUGUCUUACUGCCACACGCUGUUUUGAUUGCUGCUUUUUGCUGAUUCCUUUCUCGUCCUCGGAUUUGUUUGUUUCGUCGCGUGGUGAGUGCUGCUGCCCACUGUGUUUUGGUUAUUGUGUUUUUGCCGCUAGAGUCAGAAUCCAGUUCUUGUUGAUGCUGCCUUCUAGUGAGGGCAGCUUCGUAUCUCCGAGGAAGCUCUCAGGAGCCGCAAAAGUCCACGUUACUGUGCAUUCUGCUUUUAAGAAGCUGUUGAGCUGUGAACAGUGGACAUGAUAGUCUGAGGUACCGUAAGUUAUUUAAUUUCUAAAAGAGGAAAAUCCUGACAGAGCUAUUUAAAAAAGCUGAGUGUAAUCUAUCGUUGUGUUAUUUAUUAUUUAAAACUGUGUUAAAAUGUUGUGAGAGAUUUCUUUUAAUGUUGAGACAUCGUGGUUGGGUUGUCUGUGUUUAAUAUGCAAAUUUUCCCGCUAGGAUCAUAAUAUUCCACGUUUUAAAUGAAUGUAAGAAAUGGAAACUACUGCCUUUGUGUCCUUUGAAGGCAAAGAUUCUUGAAUUCUGAAGGAAGAUGAUGCGCUUUGAGGGUACUCACAG